Molecule: messenger RNA, 1841 nt
Organism: Xylona heveae TC161
Lineage: Eukaryota; Fungi; Ascomycota; Xylonomycetes; Xylonales; Xylonaceae
Product: GPI-anchored wall transfer protein 1
Exons: 2
Coding region: 140-1708 (522 amino acids)
Biological process (GO): protein localization to plasma membrane; GPI anchor biosynthetic process
Cellular component (GO): endoplasmic reticulum; membrane
Molecular function (GO): glucosaminyl-phosphatidylinositol O-acyltransferase activity
Source: RefSeq, a predicted model, not a curated record
GGAUCGAUAAAGAUGAGAAUAACAUGGCCAUCAGCUGAGAUGUUCUCAACGUAUUAAGUUGGCCUUUUCUUAUAGUCUACAAAUACAAAUGAGCUAGAGAUUACAUGCCAUCUUGAUUUUUCUCUGUUCUUUUGUACUGAUGGCAAAAUCGUACAAAUCACUUAAGGAGGACUUCGUGUCCAAUCUCACGGGAGGAGAUAUUUCAGAGAUCAAUUAUGUCACAUUUGUAGCGCCGGCUGCUGCACUACUUUGGUCUUCAUUACAAAGUCGACAAAAGUUUUUUCUUUCUUACGGUCCAACAGCAUUUGUAACGGACUUCCUACUCAACUGUGGGGCAAUUCUUUUUGCAAUAACUUCAUAUUCCUCAGCACCAAUAUUGCUCAACAUACUCUUGUUAACGCCAGCUUUGUUGCUAUAUGCUUUCCCUCCGGCGUCGCCGGCACGGAAUAAAAAGUUGAAACCCAGGGGUGAAGAAAAGGAAAGGUCAAAAAAUGACCAUUUGCAUCUUUCAACUCCAAAAACUGGACGGAUUGCGGGCGGACUCGAAGGAGAUCAUACGCAGACCUCUGAGUCGUCCGCACCACAGCUCGAUCCUUUUCCCAUCAGACCAUUCUUAACAACAUAUAGAGGUACAAUGCUUAUCAUCACCGCAAUUGCUAUCUUGGCUGUCGACUUCCGAGUCUUUCCACGGCGGUUUGCCAAGGUCGAGACCUGGGGCACCUCACUUAUGGAUCUUGGGGUUGGUUCAUUUGUGUUUUCGGCCGGCGUCGUCUCCGCAAAAGACGCUUUGAAGACAAGAUUGUCAGGAUCAUCAGUUACUCUGAAGAAUCGUCUUUUGAAAUCGAUCCGCCAUUCGCUGCCAUUAAUGAUUUUGGGUUUGAUCAGGCUCUAUAGCGUCAAAGGUCUUGACUACGCUGAGCAUGUUACUGAGUACGGAGUCCACUGGAAUUUCUUCUUUACACUGGGGCUACUUCCACCAUUUGUGGCUCUUUGCGACACCGCCUUCAGAUUUAUCCCAUCGUAUACGGUGCUGUCAAUCAUAGUGGGCCUGACUUACGAGGUUGUGCUUCAAACGACGUCACUCCAAGCUUUUGUUCUUACUGCGCCUAGAAAGGACUUGUUUUCGCAAAAUCGAGAAGGCAUCUUUUCAUUCUUCGGAUACCUUGCCAUAUUCCUAGCAGGCGAGUCCAUAGGGAUGUAUGCCUUGCCUCGCCAUCAUUCCGGGCGGAAAGAUUCGUCUCCGAAUAAAGAGCGCAAGCGGCUCAUUGUCUCGCUUCUCUCUCAAACCGCAUUGUGGACAGGUUUAUUUUACGUUUGUGCAAGUUACAAAUAUGGCUUCGAUCUUCGCGUAUCUCGGCGAUUGGCGAAUCUGCCAUAUUUCCUCUGGGUCACAGCCUUCAACUGCGGUCAGAUUUUCUUGUUCUGCGUCAUCGAAACGCUUUGUUUCCCGGGCGUGCAUACUGCGGCCGACAGAACGACAGAGCGCGCGAGGUGCGAUGAAGCAACAAGCAGAGUCCUACGCGCAUACAACCGCAACGGGCUUGGCAUCUUCUUGCUGGCGAAUCUUCUGACUGGUCUUGUCAAUAUCGCCCUGCCGACGCUGACCAUGGGUCCUCUGCCAGCCAUGGCAACGUUGCUAGGAUACACUAGUUUACUCACGGGAGUGGCGGCCGCGUUGGAUCAGCGUGGCAUCAGUAUCAAACUAUAAAUAUGGACGUGUUCCCUGUCCGUCUUCAAAUAGCUCAAUUGACAAUGACCCGACACGGGGAACGAAUUGACCAGUCAGAAUUUUGAACCGCUACCCUUUGCAUUUUCAGUCAUUGGCCGAGCAACUGAUACUG